UGCGAAAGUCCCGUCAUCGAAAUGGAAUUGCGCCAUGGUCCUGAUCUCCAGCUGAACACAACCACUGUGGAUCCAGACCAGACCAUUCAAGUGCUGACAUCGGUCAACAUUCCAAUGCAUAACCUUCCCAAUACCAUGACACUGAGCAUGUGUUCCCUACUGGUGCGGGACCAUGAGCAGAUCCUUCAGCAGACGAGCCCAGGCGUAGUCAAUAACAGAUUUGUUUGGACGUUUAACACAAGACUCCCAGUGGUAGAAGCCCCAGUCUGUGGAAAGAUCACAUGUACCUACUGCAUGGCUAACUCAAAGUCGAAGAUGUUAGCCAUCGAGGGAAACUCAAGUGGAUUUCCAGUAUGCCCGGCCCAUUUCCAAAUGCAGAAGUCACUGGACUUGAUUAUUAGAUCUCCUAAUCAUAAGCAGGGACUCGGGAUGGGAUCUGUGCUGGGGAUCACAUUCGGAGCAUUCGUCAUUGGAGCGCUUCUCACGGCUGCCCUAUGGUACAUCUACACACACACACGUUCAUCAGUUAAAAUGCAGCCAGUCCCAACGCUAACCGGAGGCUCGGAAAGUAGCAGCACAAACCACAGUAUUGACAGCACGCAGAGUACCCCGUGCAGUACCAGCAGCAGGGCGUAACGUGAUGGUGCCUUAUCACGG
Messenger RNA from Nanorana parkeri, 657 nucleotides. It is a transcript of the gene ENG, whose product is annotated as endoglin. Bases 22 to 636 code for a protein of 204 amino acids. The record is from RefSeq and is a predicted model, not a curated record. NCBI's taxonomy places the organism in Eukaryota, Metazoa, Chordata, Amphibia, Anura, Dicroglossidae. The transcript is spliced from 5 exons.